AUGGUCAAACCCACAAAUCAAGCCAUUAUGUUGCUGCCUAUCACAGAACACAUGUAUGGGAGAGGGAUUUUUCAUGGCCUGUGUCAUCCCCCUCUAUCUUUAUUUCCUCUUCUCCUUCUGUCCUUUUUGCCCUCCGUCACAGUUAGUAGCGUGCCAGGUUUGGAAUACGACUGGGGAACACAACCCAAACUUGUUUGCAUCCCAAUCCCUGCGGAUACAGACCCGAGCUGUUUCACACCGCCUGGGGCUGCCCAUGGUCCCAGUAGCAAUGACCAUGGGAAUGGACAUGGGCCCAACAGCAAUGGCCAAGGUAAUGGACAUGGGCCCAACAGCAAUGGUCAAGGGAAUGGACAUGGGUCCAACAGCAAUGGCCACGGGAAUGGACAUGGACUUAAUAGCAAUGGACACGGAAAUGGACAUCAUGGGCCAGUUAGCGGAAUGCCAAAUAGUCACACCAGUAGUAGUAGCCGACAUGGCAUAUCUGAUGCGGCCAAAGCCACCAUCCUUCACCUGAGGGAGAGCCUUGUACGACAGAAGGAAACCAUCCUGGAUCAGCGAGAGACCAUCCGGGAACUGACAGCAAAACUGACCCUCUGUGAGAGCUUUGGAAGAGGGCACCAUGAUGACAACCAUCAGGGCCCAUCGAACCACAACUCCCAUCAUUCCUCCCACCACUAUGACAGCCACCCUGCUGAUCCACACUUCCCUUUAAAUGGGCAUCGCAAUGACCAUCAUAGAGGCAAAUCCCCAUAUCUAGGCACACAUGGAGGCUUCUCGACUGAACAAACAGGAAGGACUCUGCAGGCUUUGAAGGAGAGGCUGGAAAAUCUGCAGACAAGAAAUUCUUCCAGCUCCUACUCUAGUUCAUUGAAAGAUCUUCUGCAACGCAAAAUCAGUGUACUUGAAGAGCUGCUCCACCGUCACCAUGACAGUCACCACAACACUGGUCACCAAGACAGCCAUCAUGGACAUGAUGACCACCGUAAUAAUCCCCACAGCAACCAUCACGAUGAUCACCACGAUACCCACCAUGCAAGCCAUCACGAAGACCAUCACCAUGACAACCAUCAUAACAGCCAUGAUGACCAUAAUGAUGAUCACCAUGAUGACAGCCAUCAUCGCAACGGUCAUCACGAUGAUGUGCAUCAAAGCAACGGUCACCAUGACGACGGACACCAUGGCAGGGAAGACCACUCUCCACAAAUCCCAUACAAACCAACUGGCUCAAGAGCACCAGUGCGUGGAACCCACACCAAGCUCGAAACGGUGCUUAGCAAUCUUCACAAGACUCCAGGAGCAGGCCCAAGCAAGAAGCCCAAGAAUCCCGAUGCCUUUCAGAUUGGCUUCCCAAUGCGCACCAACUAUAUGUACGGCCGAAUCAAACGCACACUUUUAAACGAGAUCUUCGCUCUGACGGUCUGUCUUUGGCUCAAAGGAGGCUCGGGACCUGGGAUCGGGACUCCGUUUUCCUACUCUGUCCCAGGACAAGCCAACGAGCUCGUCCUUAUUGAGUGGGGCAACAAUCCCAUGGAGCUCCUAGUCAAUGACAAGGCUGUCACACUUCCUAUUUCUCUGUCGGACAGUAAGUGGCACCACCUCUGUGUAACGUGGUCCACACGUGACGGCAUGUGGGAGGCUUAUCAGGAUGGCGUGAAAAGGGGCUCUGGGGAGAAUCUGUCUCCUUGGCAUUCAGUUAAACCAGGAGGAGUCUUUAUCCUCGGACAGGAGCAGGACACUCUCGGUGGACGUUUUGACGCCACACAGUCUUUUGUGGGCGAAAUGUCAGAUCUGCAGCUGUGGUCACGUGUACUCACUUCUGCCGAGAUCUACAACCAAGCCUCCUGCUCCAGCCACCUCACCGGUGAUGUCAUCACCUGGAGUGAGUCUAUGGUGGAACUCCACGGGGGUGUAACAAAAUAUCCAUUUGACCCGUGUCAUUAG
Molecule: messenger RNA, 1941 nt
Organism: Triplophysa dalaica
Lineage: Eukaryota; Metazoa; Chordata; Actinopteri; Cypriniformes; Nemacheilidae
Product: neuronal pentraxin-1
Exons: 6
Coding region: 1-1941 (646 amino acids)
Source: RefSeq, a predicted model, not a curated record